Messenger RNA from Oryza sativa Japonica Group (Japanese rice), 2047 nucleotides. NCBI's taxonomy places the organism in Eukaryota, Viridiplantae, Streptophyta, Magnoliopsida, Poales, Poaceae. The record is from RefSeq and is a predicted model, not a curated record.
UGCCGCCCCAAGGUGCGGCGGUGGGGGUGCUCUUCCGCUUCCGCAGAUUGCGAGUCGGCUCAUCGCCCCCUCUACUAUUCCCCAUUCCCCCCAAUUCUGAAUCCGAUCGAGAGUGUGCUCAAGCUUCCACCGCCCUGGUUGCAUCCGCCGCUUCCCCUACUCGGUUGAAAGCUUCAGUAAUUCAUCUGGUCAGCACAAGUGAUUUGUGUACAAUCUACAUCAAGCUCUUCGGAAAUUGCUAGGUCACUUCAAUCUGAUUUCUGGAGCGAUGCAUUGUGCUAAAAAGGCAAAGGUGGAAUCACAAUCAGCUGAGAGUUUAGAUAGACUCAGCAGCCUACCUCCAGAGCUAAAAGUCGCCAUCCUCUCGAAGUUGAAUGUCGUAGAUGCUAUUAGAGCCAGCAUCCUAUCAAGUGCUUGGAGGAAUGUGGCAACUUAUUCUGUUCGAUACGUAUCGCAUCUCAGGCACAUUACGGUCCAAAUUUACUACACUGGUAGAUCUGUCACUGUUGCUCCACAAUGGACCUCUAGUUUCGUUUUCAAUUUGAUGUUUGAGGAGUUACCUUAAUGCAUAUGAUAGGUGGAUGCACAUGCUGUCAAGGAAAAAACCAAGUUCCAUCACAAUCGAGUUUUCCUGUGGGAAUUAUUAUAAGAUUCCAUCGUGCCUCUUCUCUAUCAGUGAUUUGGAAUAUCUACGGAUAGAAAGAUGCAUCAUCAGCUUGCCUCGGCAGUUUGAAGGUUUUAAGCAGCUAACUGUUCUGAAUCUGAAAUAUUUCUCCUCAACAGACAGUGACAUAAAUAAUCUGAUCUCCUCAUGCCCUCGGCUGAAUACAUUGCGUUUGAAAUAUUUUAAGGGUAUCAAUCGUCUCCGAAUUCAAGCUCAGGCAGUACAGGUUUUAGAGGUUAAAGGGUCCUUUGAAGACUUUCAUCUGCAUGCACCUAACCUGUCCAAUGUGUAUGUUACACUCAACAAAACAAAAGUUGCAGACAGGAGUAAAAACUAUAUGAUGCAAGCUUUUGUGAGCCUAACUGGAAUAGAAGCACUUGUUAUGAAAAGAUGUAUGGUUGCGUUGCCUCAGACGUUUGAAGGUUUCAAGCGGCUAUCUGUCUUGAAUCUGAAAUAUAUAUACUCAACAGACGCUGACAUAGCAAAUCUGAUCUCCUCAUGCCCAUGGCUGAAAACACUGCAUUUGAAAUAUUUUGAGGGUAUCAGUUGUCUCCGUAUUCAAGCUCCGGCACUGCAGCAUUUAGAGGUUCAAGGGAAUUUCGAAGACUUGCAUCUGCAUGCACCUAAUCUGUUGUAUCUUACACUCGACAAAACAGAAACAGAACAAUGUGAUGCUGUUGCGGGUGACAAGAAAAAUUAUCCCAAGGAAGCUUUUGUCAGCCUAACUAGUAUAGAACUUUCUAUAAAUGGCCCUUCCUUGACGUAUCUAUCGGAAGGGUGCUUGUUGACCAAACCCCCAGGCGUGCUUGAUCGUCUGAGGAAGGUUAGUAUUGGGGAGUGCUUUUGGCACUGGACAGGUCUUGGGUGCUUGUUCAAUUUUUCGGAAUGCCCCUAUGUUGAGAGAACUCGAGAUACAGAGCUUCUCUCGACCGGACGAUUCUUGGAGUCAGCCAAUAUGGGAUCAUGAUCAGACGGAGAUCAAAGAGCCUACCUUGCAUCACCUCCUGACGGCGACGAUCACCGGUUUCGUGGGGCUGGAAUACGAGGUUGAUCUCGUUAGGCUGCUCCUGAGAUGGUCACCUGCAUUGGAGGAACUGAAGGUGGUCAGGGACGACGAGGAUGUCCUGAACGAUGCGUGCAUGUGCGAGUCUCUUACCAAGUUACUGGCUCUCCCGAGGGCUUCUACCAAAGCCAAGAUCAUUGCCAUCUGAUCUGAUCCUUUAUACAGCUAUAUACCUCAUGUUAUUGGCGUAUUGAUGUUGCUCGUGGCAGAAGUAGUGUUUGCUAGUGAGAAUGUGUUGUCCUGGGAUGUUGGGAGUUAUGCUUGCGUUAAAUCUGAAUCUUUUUGUUGUCUUUGAAUUCAGUCUGUUUUUCUCAUUCAAA